Klebsormidium nitens is the source of this 541-nucleotide messenger RNA. NCBI's taxonomy places the organism in Eukaryota, Viridiplantae, Streptophyta, Klebsormidiophyceae, Klebsormidiales, Klebsormidiaceae. The record is from the annotation of a GenBank genome assembly.
AGUGACAAGACUCUCUAUGGUCGGUGCAAGUAAGAUGCAGCUCGGGCAGGAGUUGCAUUCUUUCAAGAUUAAGUCGGGUGAGCCCGUGACCAUGUAUGUGGGUCAAGCAAACGAUUUGUAUGGGAACUUGGUCGCCAACCGUUCAGAGAUGAAGCCGGAUGAGUUGGCAUGGACCGUGCUUGUGGGAUUGCCCAAGACGUUCGGUACUGUGAGAAGAAUCGUAGAGGCUUUGAAGAGUGCCAUUAGCUCGGUGGAUGCGACUCUGCCCACGCUCUUGGUGCAUAAGCAGGGGUUUGAGGAGUCGCCCAAGGCCAAGGGGCGGCGGUCGGACUCCGCUUUGGCCUAUGUGGCCGGGCGGAUAGCGAACAAGGAGACGUGCCACGGCAAAGAUGAGAGCCGGGGCAAAAGGCCCCAAAUGCUACCAUUUGGGUCACAUUGCCCGGAAGUGCAACAAGGCAGAGAAGCGGGAACACAAGCCGGAGCAAAAAAAGGGGGGGAUUCGUCGUUUAGCCCAAUGAUGGACAACGCUUUCUUUGAUUGA